CUAGCCCGGCCCAGCGCCCAGCCCGGCGGGCAACGGGCGGCUGGCGAGCCGGCGCAGGAGCAGCAGGAGGGGGAGCCCCACCGCCGGGGAGGGAAGCCGGGGCGAGGCGAGGAGGUGGCGGGAGGAGGAGACAGCGGGGAAAGGUGUCAGAUAAAGGAGGGCUCUCCUCCGGUUUGGAGGCAUCAUGGCCGCUAAAUCAGACGGGAGGCUGAAAAUGAAGAAGAGCAGCGACGUGGCGUUCACCCCGCUGCAGAACUCGGACCACUCGGGCUCGGUGCAGGGACUCGCCCAGGGCUUGCCGUCGGGGUCGGGAGCCGAGGACGAGGAGGCGGCCGGGGGCGGCUGCUGCCCGGACGGCGGCGGCUGCUCGCGCUGCUGCUGCUCGGGCGGCGGCUCCGUGGGCUCGGGCGGCCCGGGCGGCGGUGGGGCGGGCUCGGCUGCGCUGUGCCUGCGCCUGGGCAGGGAGCAGCGGCGCUACUCGUUGUGGGACUGCCUCUGGAUCCUGGCUGCUGUGGCCGUGUACUUCGCGGACGUGGGCACGGACAUCUGGCUCGCCGUGGACUACUACUUGCGCGGCCAGCGCUGGUGGUUCGGGCUCACGCUCUUCUUCGUGGUGCUGGGUUCGCUGUCUGUGCAGGUGUUCAGCUUCCGCUGGUUUGUGCACGACUUCAGCACCGAGGACAGCGCCACGGCCGCAGCCGCCUCCAGCUGCCCGCAGCCCGGAGCCGACUGCAAGACCGUGGUCAGCGGUGGCUCUUCGGCCGCGGAAGGCGAGGCUCGUCCUUCCACGCCGCAGAGGCAAGCGUCCAACGCCAGCAAGAACAUCACCGCUGCCAACGGCGGCAGCAACGGCAGCGGGGCAGCCCGGGUGAGCGGCAAGCACAGGUCUGCGUCCUGCUCCUUCUGCGUCUGGCUCCUGCAGUCACUCAUCCACAUCUUGCAGCUCGGGCAGAUCUGGAGAUAUUUCCACACAAUAUACUUAGGCAUCCGCAGUCGCCAGAGUGGGGAGAGUGACAGAUGGAGGUUUUACUGGAGAAUGGUGUAUGAGUAUGCAGACGUGAGUAUGCUGCAUUUGCUAGCCACCUUUCUGGAAAGUGCUCCACAGCUGGUCCUGCAGCUCUGCAUUAUCGUACAGACUCAUAGCUUACAGGCCCUCCAAGGUUUCACAGCUGCAGCCUCCCUCGUGUCUUUGGCCUGGGCAUUGGCCUCUUACCAGAAGGCCCUCCGGGACUCUCGAGACGACAAGAAGCCCAUCAGCUACAUGGCUGUCAUCAUCCAGUUCUGCUGGCACUUCUUCACCAUCGCCGCCAGGGUCAUCACCUUCGCCCUCUUUGCCUCAGUUUUCCAGCUCUACUUCGGGAUCUUCAUCGUCCUACACUGGUGCAUCAUGACCUUCUGGAUCGUCCACUGUGAGACAGAGUUCUGUAUCACCAAAUGGGAAGAGAUUGUGUUCGACAUGGUGGUGGGGAUCAUCUACAUCUUCAGCUGGUUCAAUGUCAAGGAAGGCAGGACACGCUGCAGGCUCUUCAUUUACUAUUUUGUGAUCCUUUUGGAAAAUACAGCCUUGAGUGCCCUCUGGUACCUCUACAAGGCUCCCCAGAUUGCAGAUGCAUUUGCCAUCCCAGCCCUGUGUGUGGUAUUCAGCAGCUUUUUAACGGGCGUUGUUUUUAUGCUGAUGUAUUAUGCCUUCUUUCACCCCAAUGGACCCAGGUUCGGGCAGUCACCAAGCUGCGCUUGUGAAGACCCAGUUGCUGCCUUCACUCUGCCUCCAGAAGUGGCCUCAAGCACGCUACGCUCCAUCUCCAACAACCGUGGUGUUGUCAGCGACCAGAAAUUCGCAGAGCGGGACGGCUGUGUGCCUGUGUUUCAGGUGAGGCCCACUGCUCCAUCCACCCCUUCUUCUCGCCCGCCACGGAUUGAAGAAUCUGUCAUUAAAAUUGACCUGUUCAGGAACAGGUACCCAGCGUGGGAGAGACACGUUUUGGACCGAAGCCUACGAAAGGCCAUUUUAGCCUUUGAAUGUUCCCCAUCUCCUCCAAGGCUGCAGUACAAAGAUGAUGCCCUCAUUCAGGAGCGGCUGGAGUACGAAACCACUUUAUAAAACAGAAGGACUUGGAGGGGCCUUGACCUCCAGAGGAAGGGGUGACAGCAGGGCUGUGGCAAUAAUGAAAUUUCAUCCGAGAGGAGGGCAACGAGCCAUAAUGCUCUUAGUCUGCGAUCGUCAUGAUUAUUGCCUCCAUCAGCUGACUGCCAGCUGUCCGUCUCCUUUCAAAAUAGCGACCAGAAAGAGUCCCCUGCUCCACCCAGAGGGGACAUAGCCCCUUAGGACUCCUGGUUGCUAACAACCCUUUGUGCAGUCUUCACCAUAUCCACCAGGGGGCACUAUUAUGAUGGAAAUUGUUGCCUCCACUGGAUUGGGUGUUUGGAUGGAAUUAACUAUCUUUGCAUAAAAAAAUAUUCAGUCAUACGCAUACACACACACAGGUAUCCACACACUAACACACACAACACCAGUCCUCUAUCAACAUAGCUUAGAUGAUUUUUCUUGAUGCAAUGCUUUGAUUUCCACAGGAAUAUAAAAACAGAGAGAAUAUAUCCCUCAAGUCUUCAAGGGAAAAAAAAGAUAGUACUGCUUAGAAACAAAUUCAUAACCAAUUGAUUGGAAACCAAUGUGUGAAAAGCCUAUCCAAUGGACAGCAAACUCAAGUGUGUUUACACAUGUAUUAGAAUUUUUGGAAUGGUUCGUUUUUGACACAUUUCAGGAUUUGUUUUUUAUUUUACGUUGUCAGUUACGAACAUCCUUUAUGAUAGAAAUCCUAUGCAGCACACGUAUGGCUUUUGACAAGACCAAGGAGCUUGAUAACUUAGUAAUGUAAAUUAAAUAAUAAUCAUGAUUCAGUAUUCAGUUGCAAAAAUUUAAUAAAUACACAAAGAUGAAGUAGGAAAACGAGGCAAAACUAGCAUCUGAUUUCCCAGCCUGCACAGCUCACAUUGGAGUAGGUGCAGAGCAGCGAGACAGGUAACAGCUCUCCAUGGCGGGGAAAGCGUGGCUCUGUGUGAAUACAGGCGGGCAACUCCAGAACACGCCAUACCACACCCUUCUCGUGCCAAACGCCAUCCAACCACGGGACUGACACGGAAGCCCCCAACAACUGGAAAUGAGCCCCGCAAAAGUGGACGUGAGAAUGAACAAAUUCUCCACUGUGUACAGAUACCCCACCCCCCAGUCCAAGGUCAAAAUGAUGUAUCUUUUAGAGGCUUUGGGACACUUUUUAGUAAGUAUGAGCAGAAAAAUGCAGUGAAUAUACAAUGAGAAAACCCAUCUGAACUGAUUGAGGGCUUAUCACUAGAUCCAGCUAAGAUUUGUAUUUGAAUCAUUUGUAAAGUCACGCUCUUUCAACAAGCUUCUGGGUUUUAAAUACCUCCGUACAGCAAGUUAACAUUCCCCGCUUUCUGUUCCCAGUGUCCUCGGUCAUGGUGCUUUUUGUUGCAUUAAAAGUGCCGGUCAAACUUUGAUAGUAUUUUUUUAUAGUUGGUGCAGAGUGGAAUAACUCAUGGAUUAUUUCAAUAUUUUUGUAAUAAAAAAUAUAGGGUAUACACAUAGGCAUCAUCACUUUUUUUAUAGACCUGCAAUUAUUUAAAAUACUUUAAGCAUCAUAAUUACUUGGGAUGGUCACAAAACUGGUCCACAAAUUCCAUCAGCCUGCCUUGGCAGAUUGAAAAUACUUAUCUCUUGCAAGAUCACCCUACUUUGCAAUGUUGGUGCCCCCAGGAACCUGGCCAGGGGUGCUAUCAGAAAUAUCUAUCAGGUGAUGAGAGAAUCAGCUUAACUAGAAAGGGCUUGUCAAGACUGGCCAAUGUUUCCCAGGAAAUCAAAGCUGUAAAUGAUCACUUUCAUCCAUCCAUUAGGACAAACCUGACCACAGUGGAAGAUGUCUUAAACUUCUUUCCCUGGUUUUAUAUUAAUCCAACUGAUAUUCAAUAUUAGUCAAGUCAAGGAAAAGGAGAAAGUCAGUACUUAAGUAUUCAGUUCUUUGGACUGUCCAAGUCACUUAAAGUAGUCAAGUGCUAUAGCCACACCGGUAGUGGGUGUGUCACACAGAGACUGCUGUCCUCAUGAUGACAUCCACAGGAAGAGACAGUGGGCUCAACCUGGGACUUCUUAUGGUACAAUAUGUAAAGGCAAUAUGUAGAAAGUAGACGAUUUUUAAUCAGUAGACAUACUUUCCUAGUACUCCAUGAUUUGAUCCUCCAAGCAAGAUGUCCUCUAAAAAAUAAUAAUCUCUUGUUCAGAUGUGAACAGAUCACCUAGUCACCAGUAAAGGUCCAGGAAGAUGCUCUUCUUGUCAGCAACUGGUGAAAACAUUCUACCCCCAUUGUAGAAGGAAAAAAAAUAAUAAUUAUAUUGGCAAAUUCUUCACUUUUGUGCAGAACUUAAGUCAUUAGCUUCAUUAUUUCCAAGACAACUUUUAAUUGGUGAUCUUUGGAAAUUGUUCAGUUGAACUAUACCUUUAAUUCCAUAAGUAAAUAACAGAUUACAGAAUAAUAUUGUCAACCAACACAAACCACAGGCCUACCACUCAUCAAUCAUUUAAGUCCUACAUUAUUUCCAACUUGGUCCCUCAUUUAACAUGCUAAGAAUCAAAAUGAGUGCUAUGUGAACAAAAGAUAAUGUACGGUGUUUUGUCUGGGAGUUAAGACUGCAGUCAGGAGGCUGUAAGAAGUUUGAAUUUCUCAGUGAUUUCCCAAAUACUGUAAAUACUCUGUUAUCCAACAUUCUCGAAGAUAACAAUGUGUGUUCAGUUAGUCCAAAAUUCUUGCUAAGGAAAGGACAUCCUCACCAUGUUAUAAAUUACAUACUUUCUCCAGAUUACAAAAACAAAAAAAUUUCCUUCCAAGGAAAAUCAUGACUUGCUCCUGCUUUCAUGAUUCAGAAAGCCCUGCACUGUCAUCAGACUGUGUGGUGAUCAGAACCUGGAUUAGUUUCCAAAGACACAGAUAACAGAGAGUUUAAAGUAUUAGGAUUUAAAGGGACAUUGUCAAUGUACAAAGGAACAAAGUUUGAUUUUUAUAUUCAUAUUUGAGUUCUUCCUAAGAUUUCAUUUUCAAUCUGCCCUUUAACCCUCCACAGAAAGUAAUUGGAGAAUCCAAAAGGAACGAGCUACGGUGAGCAUACAAACUGGAAAUGCUGGAUUCUUCUUCUGUGGGAUACCAUGGCCUGGGCCUGAACCUACUUGGCUUUUUUGAGAGGGUGGUCUGCUUUUAAUGUUUGCUUUUUGCAUAGGACCAUAAAAUAUUUUUAAAGAAAAUAUAAAUAUUUUCACUUUCAAAUUAGUAUUUAUAAAUGAAACCAUAUUUAAGUUAAGGAACACAUAUUAACCAUACUGAGACUAUAAGUAUUUGUGUGAAAAAAAAAUGUUUUGCCACGUAAGUCAAAGUUUGGUCCACCAAAAUGACUAUGUCCUUUAAAUUCUCUUAGCACCUUUACUUUGCCUUACUUAAUUAUGCACUGUCUGGUUCAGUAACAUUGGCUUUGCAGACACUCGGUUACUGUUCAUUUAUGAUAAUGCGAUGAGCCCAACAAAUGAAAUAAAUUCUUUUACUGCUAUGGCAGGAAUAUGCAAUUCAAAUAUUAGCAUAAUAUAAAAUACAAAGAUGAUCUGAAGGUAAAAGCAUAAUGAAGUAUUUAUGCUUAAGUUCUAAAUACCCAGUUUAUUUUGCUCUAUGAAGAAAUGAGAUGAUAGACUGACCAGUUAAAAAUGAAUGAAUAACUGAAAUCUCAGUGACUUUUUAAAAAAAUACUAUAAUGUGUAUAUGUUAUAUAUAUAUAUAUAUAUAACACAUAUACAUGUUUUUAUACGCACACACAACUAAAGCAACAGAAAUGAAUACUGCCCUUUCAUGUGUAUAGUGUGGUAUGUUACCAACACAUGAACUUUCAUUUGAAAAGCUUUUUCCUACUCCUUUUUCAACAUUAGCUCAAGAUUACAGUUCAUUUCUAUAAGAUAUCAACACACUUCUGAUGCUGUGGGAAAUAACUAAACAUAAUUUAGCUCUUUGAGCUUGAAUGAGCUUUAUCACUCCUUAAGGAUCUCAUUCUUGAAAAGCAACUGAAUAGAAUAGUUUUGAGUCAUUUCAAAGUUUCUUUCUCUGAACUGAUUGAAUUAAGCAAGGAAAACCUCUGGUACAGGACUGUGUAAGGUUACAUGUUUGCCUCUCAAUGGACCAUGUGCCAUUGAGUGGAAACAAGUUCUGGCACAAUGUUUAGACAAGAAUCCAGAGAUGUUUUUUCCUAAAGAACCACUUCCUAGACUAAAUACAUGCUCUUGUGCAUUCUCACACAUCUUUUCCAUUAGCCAUUACUGUUUCUAUAAAAAACUUGGAUGAGAUGCCUGAAUUUUUAUGUUUCUAAGGAGAAUUCCUUAAAGCCUUUUUAAAAAUAGUUAGACUGUCUUUCAGAAGUAUAGCUCAGAGGAUGGUUGAAGUGCAUGGUGAAGACACAGCAGGGCUGAGGUGGUCGUUUCUAUAAAUCCAGUGGGGGACGCAGAUCGACUUAUGUUCAAUUCAGCCAUUCAUUGUCACUUUUGAAAACAAUCAAAAUGAUCACUUUUGCCAGUUUGUGACUUAUAAAACCCCUUCUUCCAAAUGAAGCUGGAGCAUUUUAAAAUGGCUAAGGAUGGGCCACUUCCCUCCAGCACAUGCCCACCCCAUCCAACCCUCGUCUCCAAGCCACCAGCCCUGACCUAGAUCAGGCUGUACAGGAUCUGACAGCUGGGUUGCCUCUCCUCUCCACACUCCGGCAGGUGUCACUGUCUGCUGCCGAGCUCUCUCUGGGGACAUAUGUCCUGUCGAGUUGCUCUCCUAAAAAUGGGCACAUGGAAAGACUUACGAUGAGCCUGUGAGCAACAACCUCAAUAGUAUAAUUACUCGUUCCAAAGUGAAACUCUACAGGAUAUGGUGGAAUUGUACAAAAACACAAUGAGCCAUUCAAUUUUGCUAAUUAUAGCAAUUAGGCUAGCUCGCAUGCAGCCUUGCUCUCACAGCAGAAAGCCAAAUGGAAGAAGUGGCAAGCAGCCACUUGCCCACAGAAAUGAGGGGUUCAGAAACUCUCCCUUGAGUGUUUGAGGCAGUAUGUUGUUUCACACUAACCUAUUGAAGCUUUUCCUUUAGAUUCCACAAGAAAAAAAAAAAACAGACUUGUUAAAGUACAUGCAAUGAUCUAGCCCAGAAAUGUAAGAUUUCAGUGAACUUUUUGUGGAAUGUCCUGCUAAGUAAGGGAUAGCCUAAUAACUCUGAAGUGUCUAAUUGUUUUGCUAAAAUAUUUUACGGACAUAAAUAAUAUACUGAAAUAACAUGUCAGAAAUGCCAACUAAAGCAAAUUUUUUCUUUGGCUAUUUUUCCCCUUAGAUUUUCUUGCAGUUUCCUGUAUUAAUAGUAGCUUAUUGUGAUUGAGAGCUUGUCAUGUGCUUAGUGCUCUACUAGAGAUCUUUAUCCAUGGGAUAUCAUUUUAAUUCUCACAACCAUAUAUGAGUUAAGUAUCACUUACAGAAGACAAAGUUUCAGCUCAGAGGUCUAAACAAAUUGCCAAAGGUCCCACAGCUAAGAAACAGUGGGUCUUAGAGUUGAACACAACUUGUAACAACCACAAAUCCUACCAGAAGCCCAAGGAAUAUUAUUUUCCCCAAAAAAUCUAUUCCUCAUCUGUCAAGCCUUCAGGAGAAACAAAAUCAUGGUCUAACAAUCAAAUUGUUCAAGGAAAAUUUCAUUGAAAGUAAAAGAUGUCUUCCAAAAUAAAAAGUUAAAGAAGUCAACAUUGAGAAUGGAAGUCUGUACCACCUACAACUGAAUUUUACUUCAAUUCCCUAAUUCAGGUAGGCAAAGAAAUGCUGCUCCUCCAUCUUGACAACUGUCCACCCAUGGCCCUACUCUACACUCAAGCAAGUGAUAAAUAUAAAUUAACUGAUGAUUCUUUUCUGUUAUUCCACACUUGUGCACUAAUGUCAUCCAAUUAGGCAGACUGAGAACUAGCCCAACUACUUAUUUUAGCACUCUGACAGGAAAAUAAAAGAGAGACAGAGAGAGAGGAAGGAGGGAAAGAAAGAUCAACAAAUCUUGAGUGACAUGAUUCUACUCCACUGCCAUAAUUUUCCCUAAAUUUUAUUCAGUGUCUUUCAGGUCACAAAAUUUAGUAUUUGAGAUGAUUAUACCACUAACUUGACCUGUCAUAUAAAUCUAGGAGCCUUGUUUUAGAUUGAAAGGUUAGAUACAAGAAGAUAGCAAAUGUUUACCAAAUAUUUUUUGAAUUGAUUAUAAAACAAUUGAUGUACCCUUUAUUCUCCUUACCUUAGAUGUAACAGGCUCUAAUCAUACAGGAUGACGGAGUUAUUAGCCAUUUGAUGAUGUUGUGUAGUAAGCUUUGUGCGCGUUGUUUGAAUUGAUGCUAAAAAGGUAGCUAAUAAUAAACCAAAAGUUUUCUCAACCCUGGUGUUUAUUUCUAAAAAAUAUGCAGUGAUCACUCUGAAUUUAACCUAUUAAAAAUAUAAGUGAUCAUCCAGCCUCCUACUUUCAUAAAAUCUAAGCAUAUCUCUAUGAGUGAUGUUAAAUUAAAAGUCACUAAUUUUUACAGAAAAUAGCAUCUAAAAGUGAUCUAAGUGUUCCUUCAGCACAUUCUUUUUGUAGAUGAGACAAUUGAGAUCCAAAGUGAUCAGACAGUUUUUGUGAUCAGGAUUCCUUCAGUCCUUCAUUCAAAAAGCCUGGUUUAUAUCAUUAGCAGUGCCAGGCAAUAUACCCUCAAGUGCAAAAGGAAUCCAUGUUUCAGCAGCUCACACUUUGCUUAUUAGUAAUAGAAUUAAAAUCUUAUAACUUCAACUAUAAUUCUUUUCUACUCUACCACUGCAUCUAUAUUUAAUUCUAUACUAGAGCAAUAAAGAUAAGCUUUUCCAAGAUUGUAUUAUGUAAGCCUCACAAUAAACAAUUGCCACACACAAUGACAAAUAUAAGGAAACAUAAGUAUAAAGACAAAUAAACCAUGGAUGACUGCCUGUAAAGAGAAACUAAUUUUAUAAUUUGUUUUUAUGCAUUUUCAACACUAGACUUUUUUAAAACAAGGCCACAAAGCAAUGAAAACAUUAAAAUACUCUUUUGGCACACAGUAUUUGACUCAAAUCAAUCAUCUCUGGAUAAACACUGAAGAUAUUCCUGAACAUUUCUGUUAAUAAGAGACAUGAAAUUAGGAUGCCUCUAAAAUGUCUCAAGAAUUUUCUAAUAGGCUGCUUCUCUAUCUUCAGGGAACAUCCUUCAUUAGCUCAUAAAAUAUGUCUCUAGCAUACCAGUUAUUGAGGAGUCACAAAUUUCCAGACAUAAAACUCAGUUACUGCAGCCUGAGAGGUUGUUCUAAAGCCAUACUUCUGAUGUCCAGGACAUGCUGCAUUACCUUGAGGAGUUGGGACAGCCAGACCCACCUCAUGCGGAAACUCAUGCUGACAUCCCACCCAGUCCAAGUCUCUCCUACAAUAUGGCCCUGAGUGAUUGGCUUUCCCACUGAUACAAGGAGUGUAUUGUUUAAAGAUAACUAUUAACUUGCAUAACUAAUUUUCUCUAAGUGUAGUAAUUCUGGUCAGGGAAUGCAUAAACCAAUAGGUCCUCUGUGGAACAAAAGGGAAGAGAGAUAAAAGUAUAUUAAUUUGUGCAAGCACAGAAUAACUUUAAAAAUUCCUUGGUGAGUCCCAUUAAGCCUCAAUAAAACAUUUGACUUAAUAAUGCUGCAAGAUCCAAGGCAUGAUUUCUAGGUUCAUGCCACCAUUUAUAGUUCAUUACUGUGAUUACUGCUAUUUUAGCCAUUGCACCCAAGGAGAAGAGCAUAGUUACUGAUACAAUGUUUGCAGAGAAAAGAUCAUGUUUAACAAAACAGAUCAACACCAAAAUGUAUUAAUCAAUUUGAUAAGCAAAUAUUACCAGCAUAGUACAACAUGAAAUUUUCUCCUGUUAUUAUUAAAGGCUGUCACCUACUCUGUUAUUAGAAUUUCAGAAAAUGUAAGGUCUCAUGCUUUUAUUGUAUUUUCAUCCACCAAAUUAAGCUGGUGGCCCUCUCCUCUCUCCAUUGCUUGAUUUGCAUUAAAAUAGAACUAAUCAAAUUCUCAUUUAAGUGCUACAAAUAUUAAUAAAUAGAGAUGUUAUGUUUAAGCUAAUUUAACUGUUUUAGUGGCAUUCUGAUAUGGAGUUGUAUUACAUCAACACUCUUAAUUAUUUCAAAUUAACUCAUUUCUCAGAAGUUCUAAAACACUCCUAGGUGUGUUGAAAACAUAUUUCCAGUUUCUGCAAUUGUAAGAAAUUCCUAUUUUGAUGACAAACCAGUAGAAUAUGUCUUAAUCAACAGUGGCAUUUCAGCCAUUGUGAUUUUGGGAAAUGAGUGCUACUUCGGAUGUGUUGAGUACUGCUACAUUAACUUAGCAAUUAACCCUGAACCUGUGGCUUUCUGUAGGUCCCACUGUGUAUUCUCAUUCUAUUCACAUGAGGAGCCAGAGCAUAUCAUCCAGUAACCAAAGGAGAUCUGUCUGCUAGUCAGAUAAUUGUCAUUUUAUUUUAUCCUUCUGUCAAAGAAGGAAAAUACUCAACUUCUCUUAUUAACCUUUCAAAGGUAUUGCAUAUAGAAAAGGAAAUGGAUCUCUGAAGUCUGUUUUGAAAGCCUGGGGUGAAACAUUUUCCUUAGUCUGAAGAGGCGUGGUGCUCUGUGAAAAGAAUAAAAUCUCUGGUGCCAACAGGAGCGGGGAGCUCAGAAGUGUGAGCCUCGAUUGUCGCAAAGCUGUAUAUUGCUGAUGCUAUCGAUUCCCUUUUCUUUCUACAGAAACAUCUUGGGACUUGUCCAGCUUUACUGAAGGUGAUUUGAGUUAAUUAAUUCCACAGACCCUUUAAUCUGGCAAAUUCUUGACUUACAAUAUUGUACUGCAAGGGAAAAUUAAUCAGCUAGUGGAAAGGAGCCCUUGCUCCGUGCUGUGUUAUGACGCGCCCAGGCCUGAAGGGAAAGGCCUCUGUGCUACUUCCUUGUCAUUCAUGCUAUGACCAUUCAGCCACUUCAUUUGUUUUUGCCAGUAACACUGCUUUGAAAAAAGGGAAGACAGCCAAUGGAAUCCUGAGGGCUUGCACAGCUCAGAGAAUGGAUGCUGGACCACAGAGACUCCCUUUAAAUGGUUACACAUCUACUUGUGUUUGGACAGGGAAAAGAAAUGUCAUUGUCACCUCUAAUAACUGAUCUGAGUACAGCUGCUGCCCUUCCUUCAUUUCUUGAGAGUACCAUUGUCAGCAUUGUACUAACCAAUUUAUAAAUAUUGAAUUUAAAAUUCACUUUCAGAAGUAAAAUCUACAUGGAUGUAGCUAUUGAAUAAUUGGAUUCCUGCUUUCCUAGGUGUUGGCAUUGCCAGUUUCAAACUAAGGUAUAUAUGUAUGUAGAAUUGGCUUUCUUACUGCUUCUCAGAGCCUGCAAAACCUUGCUUACAAGCUUUAAGAUCACCAAUCUGACAUUCUUAAUGCCUAAGUGCUCACUUACAAGGCACAGGUAGUCUCGUAAUUAAAAAUCAUGAUUCUUUCCUACCUGCUUCUCCAUUUUUAAAAAAAGGUUGGAAUGCAAGACAAGAAUGAAUGUACUUCAGAUCGUAACUUAAGAGUUUGCAAGAGAAUCAGGCAUCCAAAUGAUCUUACAAGGUUUUCUGCCUCACCUUUUGGUAUAACAGUUUUAGAGUGAACCCUAAAUAAAUGAGUGAAAGUCAUCAGAUUUAUCCCAUAAGCAAUCUAACAGAAAUAAUAAGGAUAAAUAAGGAUAAUUUCUUGUGUUUCAGAGAUGUUUCUCCUUCCUAAAGUGACCAUCUUGGUGAUUAUCUCCAAGAUGUACCAAGAGCUACUAAUGAUAGCCUGUUAUGGCACCAGUAGCAUGCUGCAUUCCCUCCUGGGUAAGGCAUUUUUCAGAAAUAGCUCUUGGCAGAAGCACUGAAAUGUAAUAGUAAAAAAAAAAGUGGCCUGCCACCCUGACUGAUUUUCAACUGCAAGGCAAUGAAAACUAACAAGUUGAAGAAAUUGUUAAUUUCCUGAACCCCAGUGCCAAAACGAGCACAAAGAUACUCUGUACUGUACAAUGAGUUGGUUGCCUGUGGGGACACAGGAGCAAUAUACAAUCCUCUUAAACAAGGCUCAUGAGUCAGAGUGAUGAUAAGUGGUGUUGAGACAGAAGGUUUCCAUUACUGUAGAGGGGCAGGUGUGGUGUCAAAGGGGAAGCCCAUCAGUGUCUCAACAGAAUUUUUGCCUUUUUAUAGACCAGAGGUUCAAGGUAGCCCCUGCUACCCCAUGAUGAUGACAAUAGAUGCGUGCGCUUAUGAAAGCCCAACACCUGACUGAAGCGGGACAUAGAGACAUCAGUGGCUUCAUAUCUGAGACUAAUGGUCCUGAAGGGAGCAGUUCUUGGCCCUUGGCCUCUGCGCUGCUAGGUAACUCUGCACGCCAAGAGCUUCUGAUGGAUUAUGAGAUAUUUAAGGUUUUGUAAGUACUCUUGCUUGUAGAAUAUGAACCAUUGAAUUAUCCCUAAUUUUAACAGCAAUGAUAUUCAGGGUUACCAGAGCCUUACUCAUCAUCCCAUUGUAAAUAUAUCAUGACAUCACGAGAGCCUCUGCGUUCAGAUCCACUAAACCAGUUUACAAGUACUUAGUCUGUGUAUCUAUCCCCAAACUGAAAAAGUAAUUCUUGUGAGAAUGAUUUUCAGAAUAAUAAAAGUAAAAAAAGUGGACAAGUAAGCAAUUUUUCAAAAUAGACAAAACCACUAGAUAGCCCUAAAGCUUUGAUUUUUCCCUCAUGGCUAAGUUUCUUUUCAUGUGGUAGCUUUCAACCUCUGAAUUUUCCAGAUGAUCGCUGAACCAUCGUCACACAACUGGAGUAGUUGUGGUAUUAAAACAUAAAGAGUGUCCACGUGAAUGCAAAUAUACCAAUGAAAAGUGAAAAGUAUGACCAAGUAAAUUGGGUCUUUGUGAUGUCAAACAUCUGGAUAUUUCAGAAAAUCCAGAUGUUUGAGUUACACAGUUUUUAAUCUGGUUGUCUGGUGGUGCCUAGAUAGACAGAAAGUGCUCAGGUGUUGUAGGCAAUGAAAUUGAACUUUCUUGUACAGUGAUCUAUUACUGGUGAUACUCUGCUGCUAAAAAUAUCUUUGUUGUGCAAAGAGAAAUAAAUAAUGCACAGCAAAUGCUAUUUGAUUUUUAUUUACUAUAGACAAACACAAAUGGAAGACGUUUGGAAGGUAAGCUUGGUUGUAUUCAGACAUGAUUGUAAACAGAUAGAUAUUCAGAAAAUGGUUCUGGAGGCCUGCCACUCCACUCCUUCCAGGCAAGGACACUUUUUCUUAGCCCUUUCCAUCUUUCAUGAUUGUAUAAUUGCCCCUUUUCUCUUCACAUAAUCUUAAUUAUUCACAAAGUCUACUUAACAGAAUUGUUCACAGGAAAAACAAAUUUGUUAACUUUUCAUUCUUCAAAUAGGAAGUUUUAACUUUAAGGAUUUCUUAUACCUUGUAAGCAUAAAAAGACUUUAAGGUAUUUGAUGCAGUUAUUUCAUGGUGAAUUUUAAGAUGUCCAUAGAAGAAAAGCUAUUUUUCUCAAGUUAAACAAAAUACAUUACUUUUUUGUUUUGGUUUCUUGAUGUCAUUCUGACUGCCAAGGACCAACUGGUUACACAUAUUGGAAUAUUGAUGUUUUCCUUGUAGCCACAGAAAAAAGAAGUGACGUCAAAGGGAAAUUCACUUUCCAGAAGGGAAAUUUGAGAUAGAUAUUCAUCUGACUCUUGUAUUUGUGAUUACUUGUGGACAUGUCUUCCUUAUUUCAUCUGAUUUGGCUCUAGAUUGGUGAGUGUGUGUAUUUCAUCAGAUUGUGCUUACCUCAUUUACUGUUCUGAAGUGGGACAGGAAACCAGGCAAGCUAUUACGUGAAGUGACAUUGCAGAUGUUGUUCCGAGGUCUUGACUGUAAGCCGGCACCCAGAGCACAGGAAGGUAUUCAGCUACACAAAGAUCAUGACAGGAUUUCCAUAGAAAAUCUAAAUGUUUCAUGGGUUCUUGGGUAGUGUUUUGAGUGUGUCAAUCUCUACAUUUAGUGCCCAGUUAGAAUGAUUUCAGGGGGUGGACAGUCCCUUCUCCUUCCUUGUUGGGUCCCCCCUCCCAACCGGUGCCAAAGUUCCCUGAAAUCAAAUGCAUGCUCCAGCUCGUGUUGUCAUUACUCUGUGCUAAUUGCAUUCUGUAAACCCAAAUUUGGAAGACAGGUCUGUUUUGCUAUCCCACACGACAUGUGAAAGCUUCUGGGCCAACAUAGCUGCUGCUUCCACUCACAGAUGCGUACCAAUCCGACUUGGCACAGCUUUUUGUCUUCCUUGAAAUUGUUGCUCCACUAAAUCCUUUUCCAAAUCUUACCUUCAUGUCACUGACAGGCUGUUCAGUGCAGUGUUUCACUGAAUUGGCAACAAAGAGGUGGCAAUCAGUUGCAACUACAAAUACAGUAGGCAUAUUUUUCAGUUAUCUUUCAUUAUUUAAUAAUUGGGUGGAAUUUAUGGCUUAGUGGAAAACCCCAAAUCCCUGUGUUGAAUACAAUGACUGAAGUAUACUCAAAUUUAUUUUGUGAAACAGUAUCCUUUUACACUGUGAAAUCUGUUCCUUUAUGGAGACAAGGAUAUGGAGGGGAGAGGCCCGUGAUGAGAACCCCAGCACCUUUGAGUCCUCAUCACAGGUGGGUCACUGCAGCCUCAGAAACUCACCCAGCCUGGUUUCUCCCACAUGAAAAAGAGAGAGAAUAUUUACCUACCUCAUCGUAGUGUUGAGAAGAUUAGGAUUUGUAAAGUGCUUUUGCACUUGAUAAGUAGCAUAAGCAGAGAAGAACCAUGAGCAGCCUGGGAGAGGCUGUCCUAGAGGAGGCGAAGGAGCUCACAGACACACCACAAUGACUCCACAAGCAGAGAGUAUGAUUAUUCCUGAUCACUUAAUAACAUUGAAAUGUGUUCAAAGGUCUACAUAGAACUUUCUUUUUUAAUUAUCUGCUCUUUAAGGAGAAAAGUAACCCCUUUCAUACAAACAUUGAGAAGCUUCGUAUAAAAUAACAAUUUUCCUCAUAGCAAAACUGGAUUUUACUUCAUUUUCAUUAAAUGUACCCAGAAAACUUGGCUUCUUCUGAUGUCUAAGGAGUUUGCCUGCAUGAUCCCAAACCACCUUUUCCAGAAUGCAUGCAUGAUACCUGAGUUCAGUACUAAUGAUUGCCAAGCGCUGUUCAGCGACCCACUAUCAGGAGGGGACAUUUUAAAUAGAUAUUGAGAAUAGAUUUUGUGUUAUUUACAGUGAGGUUAUUUUUCAUCUCUAAGAUGACACAUCUUACCCUUUACAACCCAAUAAAGGAACGUAAAGCCUUAUUUCUGCCUGGAACUUCUGAGUUGACUCAUUUUCAGAUUGUAAAUACAUUUUAAAUUUUUCAGAGAAGUAUUUAUACAAGAACUUCUGGUAUACAUUGAGA
Molecule: messenger RNA, 15517 nt
Organism: Manis javanica (Malayan pangolin)
Lineage: Eukaryota; Metazoa; Chordata; Mammalia; Pholidota; Manidae
Gene: XKR4
Product: XK related 4
Biological process (GO): apoptotic process involved in development; engulfment of apoptotic cell; phosphatidylserine exposure on apoptotic cell surface
Cellular component (GO): plasma membrane
Source: RefSeq, a predicted model, not a curated record